This is a messenger RNA of Radiomyces spectabilis, 780 nucleotides long. RefSeq lists its product as uncharacterized. Bases 135 to 434 code for a protein of 99 amino acids. The transcript is spliced from 2 exons. Lineage: Eukaryota; Fungi; Mucoromycota; Mucoromycetes; Mucorales; Radiomycetaceae. The record is from RefSeq and is a predicted model, not a curated record.
CAUCAAUCUGAUAAUAGAACCCUGUUCAAAAAUAAGCUUAUGAGCACUUUGCUGGGAGCAUUACAUAAACUACAGUAUUGGCAAAUAAGCCAAGGGGCUGAACAUCAUUGGGAACACUACCUUCUAACCACUAAAUGGAUUUAAACGACUGUAUUCCUAAACGAUCAAACUCUCACAUUUAUCUGUCAUGCUUGCACGCAAAUCAAGUUCAUUCCAGGAUUAUCGUAAAGCUUCUUACAGUUCAAGGGCCUUUUACCGUGAUCACUGUCAAGGCAGAAACAUUCGUGAUACUCGUCAUCGUCAGAGAUGGCAUUCAAGUCAUUGUCAUUGUCGCUGGAAUCCUCCUUCGACGAGCCACAUCAUACAGUAUCGUCAGGUACAUCGUCGUCCUCAUCAUCCCGGCCGGAGGUGGAACAACGUAUGAUUUAUUCUAAGGAUUUGUCAGUAAUGUCUACUACAUCAAUAUUGUCGAUAUUUGGUUUUCACGAAUUUCGAGAAUGCUUAGGGGUAUGAAAUAGAGUUCCGCUUAAUCACCUACUAUCGAUGAUGAGCGGAACGAAACUGUGGGCCAGGACUUCCACGAUGAUAAGCGCAGAGCAACGUUGACGGACUUCAGGGUGAACGCCAUUAAUGAUCCUAGAGGAAGGCUGUCGAGAAGUGAGAUUGAAGUGUGUGACGAAUUGAGAGAUAGUUGGAUGGAUCUGUCAAAUAUAGCAGAACCCGCAGAAGCUGGAUACGAGGGAUCCUGGAAAUGGCGAUUUGAUCUGAGAUUUGUCAGCG